AUGGCAGAUUCUACCACUACUCAUCCGGUGGGUGACAACCCAUUCCUCAAACGGGCAUACGCACUCUCCAGCACCGCUGAAGCGCGAGACCUCUACAACGAGUGGGCAUUGGAAUACGACAAGGAUCUCGAGGCCGAGGAGUACGCCGCCCCGAAGCUCGCCGCGCAGGCCUUAAUCGGUGCGCUCGACGGCCGUCUCGGGACACUGGAGAUCCUGGACGCCGGCUGCGGAACAGGGCUGGUGGGCGUCGAGCUCGCGAGAAUACUGGGCGCGGCCCCCCGACACGUUACGGGCCUGGACAUCAGCCCGGGCAUGCUCGAGGUCGCAGGCAAGACUGGCGUCUACGGCGCGCUGGAGCAGGCCGACCUGUCGCGUCCGAUCGCGAAGUCAGACGAGUCCUUUGAUGCGGUGCUCUGCGUGGGCACCUUGACGCGCGGACACGUGGGUCCCCAGGUGCUCGAGGAGUUUGUUCGCGUCGUGAAACCGGGGGGACUCAUCGUCGCAACCGUCCUCGACGAUAUAUGGGAGAGUGCGGGGUUCAGCGCCGAGGUCGAGCGCUUGCAGCGAACUGUCAACAGGAUCGAGGUCGAGCGCUCAGAGGUGGUGGGAUUGAGAUCGUCGACAAAUGUCGGAGGCAGGCUGCUGGUGCUGCGAAAAAGAAUCACCCAGCAGGGGAGGUAA
Molecule: messenger RNA, 681 nt
Organism: Fonsecaea multimorphosa CBS 102226
Lineage: Eukaryota; Fungi; Ascomycota; Eurotiomycetes; Chaetothyriales; Herpotrichiellaceae
Exons: 1
Coding region: 1-681 (226 amino acids)
Source: RefSeq, a predicted model, not a curated record